Messenger RNA from Diatraea saccharalis (sugarcane borer), 2689 nucleotides. The record is from the annotation of a GenBank genome assembly. NCBI's taxonomy places the organism in Eukaryota, Metazoa, Arthropoda, Insecta, Lepidoptera, Crambidae.
CCAUGACCGUCCACGCUGGCCCAAUGCGGAUUGGAGGGUAUUAACGACUGCAAAUGCAGCCGGGACCAACGGCUUAACGUGCCUUCUGAAGCACGGAGCAGAUCGAGAUAACAUUUUUUUUGGUCACCCAUCCUGUGACCGACCCUUGCGAAAGUUGCUGAACGACAACGAUCGUGGGCUGCGGCGCUUAUCCACUACGCCACCGAGCUACUUUUUGUACUUUUGUACUAACUUAUUUUUUAUUAUUCAAUUUGACCAUAUUCAACCCAAGAUAAAAUUGUUUAUUUUUUAAUUUCAGAUGUGACAACGCUUGCGAUGGCAGCCACAGACGGCCAAGUAGUAGUGGCAGCCUCCCGUUGGUCUGAUGAGGCCCACUACCUGCGUGAAUUCGCCUCCAAACAUCGCCUGCCAAGCGUCGCCAAGAUCAUCAAAGGCCAAUAUGGCGGUCUUGGCGUACCAACUCUGCCAAGUCCUGGCCUACAAAGCACAGCUCUUCUCAUAUCAGCUGGAAAAAGAAAGAAAAUUAUAGCUCAAGCCAUCAAACUAAAAGAAGGGAGACGAAUGGUUAGCAUAGGACCAAGAAUCGCAAUUCCCGACACUUAUAAAGGCUAUUUCGAACUACUAAGCGAAGAAGGUAGAGCUGUUAGAUGUAUCGAAUCAGUAGCAGAAUUGGCUCGACGAAAAUUAGAUGAUGGCGCCUUAGUUAGAGAAGCUGUUCGUGUUAUCUGCGCUAAAACUGACUUAGAUGGCAAUGUUACCGCCGAUGGGGCGAGAAACCUACCCGCCGGCGAAGUAAUAAUGCCGAGAGAGGAGGUUUUCUUAGGUAAAAGCAAAUAUUUAAAAUGUACUGAUACUAAAGGUGAUACUGUACUGUUGAGUCUUGAUCAGAGAGGAAAGUUUUCAGCUGUUGCCAAAGAAGAGAAUAUUAGCGGUGUGCAUACAGCGAAAACGCUUCUUACAAAGAGGUUGCCUGUUACUGUGAGAUUAGUACACGGAACACCACCAAGAGGACUAAAAAGUUCCAGUCACUUCGUGCCAGAACUAAGACUGCUUUCAAUGUUUGAAGAAGACCACGUAUUUGCGUUGCCAUUACAGAAAGAAGGCAAUGCUUUAAUAGCUUUACCACUAGCUGCCCCCGUUAAAAUGUUAAGAUGCAAAAACGAGGACCAAAUAAAAAACUACAUGGAGUUCUCCAGACUAGUCGAAAAGUGUAAUCGUUUGCUUGUCGACGUUGUUGAUAGAAUACACGUUUUAGACGGAAAACUCGGUGACCCUAAAAGGCUUUUAAACGGUCCUCUUCAUGCGCCACCGUUGAUUAAAACUGGUUACUUCCUUAGACGUAGUGCGUCUUCUGACUCAGCUAAUCAACAUAAGUAUAUUUCUCGACACAGUCACGUUUACAGUAGUCAUAGAGACGAAAACACGAUUCCUGAUGAGUACGACGAAAUCGAUCAAAUAUACGACUAUGUCAGAGGGUUUGCACCUCUUCCCAAGAACAUCAAAGCUUCAUAUACUAAUGAGCCCACCAAACAUGAGUCAGCUCCCUCUUCACCCGCUCCUACGCCAAUUCACAUGCCUUUGAUAACCGAAAUUAAACCAGAACCACCUCCAAUUGAAACUAUACCAACUAAAAAGUCCAUAAAUCAGAAAGCAGAGAAGAGAACGCGCAAGGCGACAUUACCAGUUAAAGAAACACCUGUCACUGUGUAUAAAGAGAAAUGUUCCAUAGCGCCUCCAGCGGUUAACAAUCUUCCUAAGCUGUACAUUAAGAAUAACGUGGUGAAUAACAACAAAGGUAGUAGAAUGGUGUUCAGGCAGAAGAGCAAUUCGCCUACUAAAGAAACUCCUAGUCCGGUUACUAGUCCCGUACGCCCGAUAACCAAAGGCGAUUCUCCGAUAUUCAACAUAAGAUAUAAAAGCCUUUCUAAUAUACACCGAGCUAUGGAACUCGAUGGUACAUUAGAUUCGAGUCACAGCGGUGGUAGAACGUCUGGUGAUUCGAAUAACGGGCCGAAGCUUCCAGAGAAGAGGUCGAGGAAGCUAAGCCGGCCUAAGUCUUUGACCAAUCUUGUGUGGGAACUGAAGGGAUCUCCUGUAGAGUCGGGUGAUAAACCAAAAUGUAGAGUUAAAAAUGAGGGUUAUAAGAAAGUCGGCGCGAAGCUGUCACUGGGCGCACAGAAGAGGGUACCGACGUUAUAUCUUUGAUUUCAAGGUAAGACUUAAAAUUAUUUUCUAUUAUAAAAACUGAUAAAGAAAAAAGAUUUGAUUGUUUACGAUAAUAACGACAUUAAUAAUCUAAAUUUAAACGCUUAUUUAUAUAAAUCUGUUGAUCAAGCCCACCUUAUGUAAGCAAAAUUAAAUAUUAUUCAGUAUAAUUAUUAUUUAUAAAAAUAUAGCACUCUAUGAGGCUGAGACCACACCGCGAUAAUAUGCUGGUCUGAAACUUUUCAAUUUAACACAUGGGCAUUUAUACAAGCGCACGCAUUAUAGCUCAGUUACACUGACCAACGGUAUAGCACGCGGAAUGCGGGUGACCUCUGCGGGCUCAUCUCAUUGAUUAAUGAAAUGAUAACCAACCAAUGAAAGCGCGUCACAUAUAUUACCCGCGCAAACGGUAUAGACUAGUGAAACAGAGCCAUUAGGAACGAAAACCUACAGGGCGAUUCUGUAAAAAUCCGAAACCGAAUUC